This is a messenger RNA of Rhopalosiphum maidis (corn leaf aphid), 866 nucleotides long. Its product is annotated as DNA replication complex GINS protein PSF2-like. The record is from RefSeq and is a predicted model, not a curated record. Gene Ontology annotation, cellular component: nucleus; GINS complex. The transcript is spliced from 4 exons. Gene Ontology annotation, biological process: double-strand break repair via break-induced replication; DNA replication. Lineage: Eukaryota; Metazoa; Arthropoda; Insecta; Hemiptera; Aphididae. The coding region runs from base 145 to 753 and encodes 202 amino acids.
AAUGAAACAAAGUUUUUACUUAAGAUUUUCGAUAUUCUUACAUUUUUAACUGCGUAAUAUUAUUCUAUUUAUUAAAUAUUAAUAUAGUCAUUUAUCGGGAAUUUUAAUAUUAUCACUGAAUCGUCGUCUUAGACAUUUGCCAACAUGAUGCACCCCGCUGAAAUCGAAUUCCUGGCCGAAAACGAGAUUAUUCAAAUUGUGCCGACAUUCAAUCAUGCCAGUCACGUACAUCUGAUAUGCGGUUCUUAUGGUCCGUUUCGUGCCGGUUUGCCGUUGAACGUUCCCAUCUGGGUGGCACUGAAUCUGCGGCAAAAAAAGACUUGUCGUAUCCUAGCUCCCGACUGGAUGACCGUCGAUAAGUUACAAGAAAGACUUGAAGAAGAGAAAGCAUCCAAAUUUUUCACACAGCUACCGACCAAUUAUUACUUGGAAAUCACACAAAUGUUGUUGACUGUUGCCAGUGAAGAUAUUCCACAAGGGAACGAUAUAAAAACGGCAGUUAAAGAUUUAUGGGAUUUAAGAAUAGCAAAAUUAAGAUCUUCUGUUGAUCUAUUUAUUAAAGAAGGUCGUGUUCAAGCUUCUUUAAACCAUUUAACGCCAAUGGAGAUUAAUUCUGUAAGGCCGGUAUUCCCUGAUACAUUGGAUGCUUUAAUGACACUCCAUGAACACAUUAACUCGAGUGAUGACAGAGAAGAUAGCAGUCAAUCUUCAGGAGCAACUCCUAAUUCAACAUCUUUUUCAUUAUCCUUGUAAAAUUAUUUAUUUAUUUUAUAAUAUUCAGAACUGCAUUCAGAUGGUUGUGUUUUUUUGCUAGGAUUAGAUUAAAUUUUGUGCUAACACCAAAAAUUGUAUAUGAUUGUUAUAUA